AGUGUGUGUGCUUCACCUCGAGGGUCGAUCGUGUAGAUCUUUGUAAGUAAAAUCUCAAAGUUUGUUUUCUUCACGUCGUUUGGAUGAUUAUCAGAAGUAACAUUAAUCUGGAAUCUCAGACUCAUUCGGGAAUCAUCGCAGUGAGAGAAACUUCCAGGAUCAGGAUCCUUUCCGGACCUCAGAAAUGCAGGUUUUACUUUGACUGUUACUGGAACCUGAGAAUUUCCAGAAACUCUGCUUUUCCCCUUCUGGACCUAAACGGGAGAACCUUUUAGUCUUAAUAUCUCCAAAAUCUUCAAUCUUCAACCUUUUCUGGAACUCAUCUUUAUAAACUGGAAAUCUUGAAAAUCUGGGCAGCGAGUAAAAUCCCCUCAUGGCUCAGCCAAGCUCCUGCCAGAACCCGGACCCUAACGGAGCCGUCGUCCACAGCCCGCUGGCCGUUUGUUCGGAUCUGGAUACCCAGGGAGCUAGAGAAGGGAAGGAGGGAGUUGAGGAAGAUGAGGAGGUGGAACUAGCUGAGGAGGUAGGUGAAGAUGAUCUGAUGAUGGUUGAAGAUGAACAGGAGCAAUCUGAGGCUAAACAUAGAGGAACAAGUGACAACAAGAUGGGGACGAUUAAAAAAGUGUCCACAAUCUCAAAUGGAGAAACAAGACAGGGUGGAGGAGUGGAAGAGGGGGAUGAAGAGCAGCAGGAGGCAGAAGAAAGUGAGGAUGUCUUGGCUACAACAUCAGAUGUUAAUAAAGUUCUCCAGGAGACAUUAGGCAUACAUGAAGGGCAGCUAGAAGAAAGAAGAGGUGAAGGAGACAAAGAAAUAGUAAGCAAUAAAGUGAUGGAGGAAAAGAUGGAUGAAGACACCAGUGACAAAGAACUUCAUCAGGAUCUUGGUGCUUCUGGGCCUCCUGCUGAGGAGCUGUUGUUUCCUAAUGAAGAAGCUGGAGACGAUGAAGGCCGAACACCAAACAACAUCUCUGUUGACACAACGAGAAACAAACAAGCCAACAUUGAACUUAAUCCAUCCCAAACUCCAGAUGCAAGUCCAGACCGGGAACCUGCUGAUACCCAGGAACCAACCACAAUGACCUCAGACCAUCAAGAUGAUCCAGAGAGCUUAGACUCUGUGAUUCAGGAGUCUGUUGAUGAUAGCAUCAUGUGGCAGAAUUGCACUGAAGGUGAGGAUGAUGAUGAUGUUUUAAAUGGAUUCAGUGAAGCAAGUCAACCAGAGCUGGAAAAUCUUGUAACUUCUGAAGAUAAUUCAGAGGAAGGGGCUGAGGAGAGGAAGCAAGAGGAAGCUCAAAUUCAUCAGGUUGAGACGUCAACAGUGAUGGAUGGAGGCGAGAUGACAGCAGGCGAAGAAAUCAGAGAGUCAGAGGCCGAACAAAGAGAACAAGAUGAUCUUGAAUGGGAGGAAGAAAACCUGGACUCAGAUGUUCCUCCAGAAGCAGUGGUGGUCCAUGAAAAAGAAGUUCCUGCAGACAAACAGAAGGAGGAGACUUCUGAACUGAAGGAAAGUCAUGAAGAAGAAGACCUCCGCCACACAUCAGCAGAGGUCCCACCACAAGGAUGUCAGUCCACAACAGAUCAGGGAAGAGAUACGCAAGAACAUCCUCUGCAGUUCUUCAGACAUCUGGUGACCGAUUGGAGAAACAUCAUCACACAGCAGCCUGUAGAAGAAAUGGAUGGGAGAGGAGGAGAGGAUGAAGACAUGGAUGGAGAAGUGGAGUUGGCAGAAGAUCCCGUAACUGUUUUAGAUGAUGAGAUUGAAGAGAUAGAGGAGAUGCCAGGCAUACAACCUGCAGAACAGAUUCCUGCUGCCAUCUCAACACCAGCUGGAGACGCCAAGGAUGACUCGGAAGUUCAGAAGGGUCAGAAGCUGCAAGAAGAAACGCCGGAUGUUGGAACGGCAGAGGAAGGAAAGGAGGAGAAACAAACUGGAAAAGAAAAGAUGGCGAAGGAAGUUAAACAAAAUAACAAAGAGGCAGAGUUGGAUAUAAACGGAAAAGUCAAAGGAUUGAAGCAGGCCAUGGAAAAUGGGAUUUUGUGCCAGCAGCCUCAGACACUGGAAAAAGAAGGAUGGUCAAAAACAAAAGUGUUGUCACCCAGAAGAAAGGAUAACGACUGGAUUAAGAAGGAAGAACCAGAGGAAGAAACAGCAACAGAGGUGAAGGACUGGAGAAAAGAACUCCGCCCUGUUAAAAAGGACAUCUGGGAGACUGAGAGAGGAAAGAAAGAACGGAUAAAACCCGACGCAACGCCAGAAGAGAGAUGUUCUCCAAAAAAAGACUGGAUCAAGGAGCUGAAGUCAGUGAUGAAAGAUGAAUCCCUGCCAAAGAAGAAAGAUGAGCGAGUGAAGAAAAAACGAGUGGUGCUGUUAGAGGAUGGACACUCAUACCUCCCCCAGCGGGAGGAGGUGAUCCCAGAGAGGAUGGAGGAGGUCAGACUGAUCUCCCAUCGCAGGAUGGAGAGCAGCUCACCUCAGGACCAGGACUACGAAAUCUCUCUGUAUGUGAAGGCAGGAAGUGAUGGCGAGAGCAUCGGCAAAUGUCCUUUCUCUCAGAGACUCUUCAUGAUCCUGUGGCUGAAAGGAGUCAUCUUCAAUGUCACCACAGUCGACCUGAAGAGGAAACCAGCUGACUUGCAGGACCUCGCUCCGGGGACCAACCCUCCAUUCAUGACGUUUAACGGUGAAGUCAAAGUGGAUGUGAACAAGAUAGAAGAGUUCCUGGAAGAGAAACUGGGCCCACCGGGUUACCCCCGCCUGGCUCCCAAACAUCCUGAAGCCAAUACAGCUGGAAUCGACGUCUUUUCCAAGUUCUCAGCCUACAUCAAAAACCCAAGAAAAGACAUCAAUGAUGCCUUAGAGAAAGCCUUGCUGAAGUCCCUCCGCCGCCUCGACGACUUCCUGAGGACUCCCCUGUCUGAGGAGAUUGAUGCUGAUGCCUCAGGAGACGUGCCCGAGUCCUCCAGGAGUUUCCUGGAUGGGUCUGAGCUCACCCUGGCUGACUGCAACCUGCUGCCUAAACUCCAUAUUCUGAAGGUUGUAGCUAAGAAGUACCGUGGCUUUGAGAUCCCUGCUGAGAUGACGGGUGUGUGGAGGUACCUGAACUCUGCCUACCAGAGGACGGAGUUCACCAGCACCUGUCCUGCCGAGAGGGAGAUCGAGUUUGCUUACCUGGAUGUUGCAAAACGAAUCAAAUAAGAGCAAAGUUGGAGGAAGAUGGAGGGAAUUUGCUUGGAUCAAUCAACAAAGAGCAGGCCAGAUAAUCAUCAAACAAAGAUUAAAAACAAUAAAAAAAAGAAAAUAGAAAUGAAAGAAAACUAGUAGAAAAUAACACACUUUGGUUGGAUAUCUGUGUCUAACAGACCGAUCUAACACUGAUUCUGUUUAUGUAUGUUUGUGUGUGUUCGAGUUUGUGCACUCACAGGUUGAGCUGCAGCUUCAUGCUAUCUGCUGAUAAAAGGAGUUUUUAUUCAGAUGAACUUUCCUUUCUUUUUGCUUUUGUUUGUUUCUUAUAUUCCCUGCAGAGACAUCACGGCACUGCACACCAUGUUAAGACACUUAAGAUAAAACUUAACUUCAGUUAUUUUUCAAGCUCGUUUAAAUGCAUACAGUAAAGUUGAAAACACAAACAAAAAUUAUUCAGCCUUCACUACUUCAUGAACAUCCAGGGAAUUUUUAACGGGUUGGCCAAUCAAUAGAUAUAACUAAUAACAAUGUCCAGCAGGGUUAUUGUUCAUUUAGGUUAAAAUCAGUGUGUGAAAUACAGUACAUGGAUUUCUGUGAGCCUGGAAACCCCUAAAUAACAACUUUGAGCCUUUUCCAAUAUUAAACAGAAAGCUCUGUUUAGUGGUUUAUUUUUUACAGAAUUUCUAAUGGAUUCAAUCAUUGCUUUAGUUAUUUUUUAAACUGCAUAGUAAAAAAAAGAUUUAUAUGCACUGUCACUGCUUUCUAAAAAUAUUAUAAAAGAUAUGAACAUCGAAAAAGAGCUAAAAGGAAUGAUAGACAUGAAGUCCUAAAAAGAAGCACUAUAUAACUUUCUGACCUUUAAACUACGUGUUUUAAUAUGUUCAGUCCUGUAGCCGUUGCUGCCCUGAGGCUCAGAAACCACAUUUUUUUCCUGGACUAAUAAUACAGUAAGCUACAGAAACUACAUCCAAAGUUGUAAAACCAGGAACUCAGAUUACAGAUGAACAUGAAUAAAAACUUUGGUACUUACUUCAUACCUGAACGUCGUAAUUUGUACCCAUUUAUAACUGUGAGACAAACAGAGGUCCUCUGUGUGUAAUGACAUAUUUACUAUGGUAGUAUUUGUUCUUUUUUUAUCAAACACAGCGAUCAGGUUAGUUAGGAAACUGUAGAACUGCUGCUGGCAGCAUCAGCUCCCCAGCUAAGGGGGUAACAUUCAGUGUCUGAUCUGGAUGAUGUUAAAUGUCAUCAGAACCUGAAUCUACUGAAGUCUAUAUAAAAUUAGAGUCAGUGCUGCUGCUUGCUAUGUUAGUCUGAUGUUUCAUACAUUGGUAAGUAAAGUUUUAGACCGUAGCAAUGUGCUCAGAUCACAUCAUGUUUCCCAUUUUCUUUACUGUUUCCUCUGACUUGACAUUCCUAAUGAAUCAGUGGUCAAAUGAACAGUUUUCACCUCCUGAUUUCUUUUUGUUCACUUAAAACUGUACAGAUGUGGUCAAUGGCUUUUUGAUUGAUAUAUAUUUUGUUCCAUCAUCACUUAGCCUCCUAACUGUCUCUGGGAGGAAUCAGCCACAUCUCUAAUGAAAGAUACGGACUGACUUCAGUACAGGGAUGUCAGGAUGCAGGAAUUCUGUUUUAUUUUGUUUUUCUUAUAGAGUAACUGGAGGCCUAAAAUGUUCUGGAGUUUUAAUUCCCCUGUUCCCUUUGAUCCAACUUCAUGUCAGUAAACGCUUUUCUUACUGAGGAGAUUUGGCUGACUGUACAUUUGAUGGGAACGUAUUUUUGCUUUCUGUUUUCUGGCCUUAUUUCCUCUCAUCAGAGAGUCUUUAUUAAACUGAUUUUAUCAC
Melanotaenia boesemani (Boeseman's rainbowfish) is the source of this 5028-nucleotide messenger RNA. RefSeq names its product chloride intracellular channel protein 6-like. Lineage: Eukaryota; Metazoa; Chordata; Actinopteri; Atheriniformes; Melanotaeniidae. Bases 374 to 3196 code for a protein of 940 amino acids. The record is from RefSeq and is a predicted model, not a curated record. The transcript is spliced from 7 exons.